GCCAAACCAAGAGAAACAGAUCGCCAUAUCAUCAACCACAUCCCAAACUUCAAUCCAAAAAUAUCCAACCGAUUACGACUCCAAUCCCAAUUCCUCCCAACAACAUCCCUUAUAAAAACUCCUCGUCAUCAACUACCUUCAAGAGUCCAACGACUUCCGAGAACCAAGAAUCAACACCGUCAUGGCCACGGCCACCACGUGCCGCCUCGUCCUCCUCCUGCCUCUCCUCUCGCUCCUCCUCCUCCACACCGUGUCGGCGUUCGACUCCGGCAACCAGCCCCAGCCGAGCGCGUACGAGAUGCUGGAGGGGUUCGGGUUCCCGAGGGGCAUCCUGCCGGAGGGCGUGACGGGGUACACGUACCGGCCGUCGGACGGCGCGUUCGAGGUGUUCAUGGGCGGGGACUGCGAGUUCGAGGUGGACGGCGGCUACCGCCUCACGUACCGGCGCAGGAUCUCCGGCAACGUGGAGGGCGGCAGCAUCCGGAACCUCGGCGGCGUCUCGGUGCGCAUGUUCCUCUUCAACUGGGGCAUCGACCGCGUCGUCAUGGAGGACGCGGACCGCCGCCUCAUGUUCUACGUCGGACCCAUCUCGCAGGCGUUCCCCGCCGACAACUUCGUGCAGUCCCCGCAGUGCCGCCGCCACGGUGGAGGGAACGGCGGCGUGGAUGCCGCCGCCGUGGGCAUGGCGGCGAUGUAGGAUGCCUACGUUGGGUAUGUACGUGACGGAACGGAGAGAGGCCGGAGGAAGAUCGAACGAUCGAGAUGUGUUGAUUCAAUUGUACGUACGUGUACAAAUUCAAUUUUCUUUGUUGCAAAUGAUGAGGCGCUUUAUUUGGCUAUGAAGAGAUUAGUGCUAGCUUUGCCUCUAAUCGAAGUGACAAUGAUUAUUGCGUAGGUGUUUAAAGUAGGACUUGUUGAGUUCACCCAAAAAAUCAAAAACUUUUCAAGAUUCUCCGUCA
Sorghum bicolor (sorghum) is the source of this 959-nucleotide messenger RNA. RefSeq lists its product as uncharacterized. Bases 182 to 697 code for a protein of 171 amino acids. Lineage: Eukaryota; Viridiplantae; Streptophyta; Magnoliopsida; Poales; Poaceae. The record is from RefSeq and is a predicted model, not a curated record. The transcript has a single exon.